Clonostachys byssicola is the source of this 1386-nucleotide messenger RNA. Lineage: Eukaryota; Fungi; Ascomycota; Sordariomycetes; Hypocreales; Bionectriaceae. The record is from the annotation of a GenBank genome assembly.
AUGAUCCUGGAUCCUGUGCAUCAUGACUUUGCCGACUCUCUUAACCUCUUCUACUUUCGAGAAUUCAUCUCUUUGUUGCAGGAUACAUGGAUGACCGGGCUAUCAAACAGCAAAGGCUGCCUGUGGCAGGAGACUCUGCCCCAAGUCUGCCGCACCAACCACACUCUGAGAAACGCUGCAAUGGCCGUGGCAGACCCCCGUUACUUACAGGCCCUAGCAUACUACGGCAAAGCCCUGCAACUUCAAAGCCAGCGUGUAUCAUUUCAGUCUUCUGCUUUCUUGUCACUGAUUCUGCUCAUUUUUGAAUCCUUGCGCCUCAGGAAAAUCGCCGCUUUAGACCACAUCAAUCAUGGUAUGGCGUUAUUACUCUCCUUUCUUGGAGAUAGCAGUACAUCGAGUGAUGAGAUUGCCAGUUUCUCUCCGAACCCGCGGCCUACCUUGAGCCAAUUGGCUGACAUCUUCAUGAACUUGGCAACACAAACCCGCAUUGUCUUGAAAGGCAGAAUCGGCCAGCACUGCCCGCUUCCAGACCUUGCGAAAGGAUUGGAGGAGCAAGGGAUCUUGAUGGAAGACUUCAUCGUACUGCUCAGCCAAGGUUCCGCGAGCAAGUGCUACAUCGCUCCUCAAAAAUUCAGUUCCUUGGAUAAAUUUGAGGAGCAUUGGCUCUCAAUGACCCGAAGACAAGCUGAGAUGGGCCCUAUCAUGUUGCAAGCGAUGACGAGGUCAACAGUUCUGGAAUGUGAACACCAGCAGAAAAUCAGUGACCUUUUGGCAUCGACACUACAAGAUCCCGAGGUUCGGAAAUUCUGCGACGAUACCCGAAGGGACAUGAACUUAAUGGAACAGGCGUUUCUCCCUCUGUUUUCAGAUAUCAUGAUGUCGACGACAAUGGACUCGCCAACAUAUCUCAGAGCUCUCUACCUCCGCCUACGCUUUCUUUCGGUCCAAGUCUUCAACAACCCGCCACAAUAUGCUUGCAUUCGGUCAAUGGUCGCGUUAACACCCCGACUUCGCGAGUUUCUCUCUUUAGCAGAACUUGCAAUCAGGAUCACGCGGAAGACUGUAGUGUGUCGGGCUUAUUCGCUUUGCAUAGACGGUGGACUUGCGUGGUACCUGCUCCAGAUUGCGCUUCACUGCCGCGACCCAUUAGUACGUGACAAGGCUAUAUUGGCACUGGAUGGCUACGCCGGCCAGGAUGGGCUAUGGACCACGCGGUCGCUGCAUGCUCUGGCGCUCAGAAACCGCAUCGUUGAGCAGCAAAAUGCGAAUGGACACACCGCGCAAGUACAAUGGCAGAGGCUCUGCCGGCGCGAGUACUACUUGGAAGAUGGAGGCGAACGGGUGGUUUUCCGUUUCCUAGAGAAACAGUUGGAAUUGGAUCAGUGA